AUGGAAGUCCCUGAUAAAGUAAAGAAGUUGUUGCCAAAAUCAACAUUCGAUCCACAAUCGACUAACGCUUCUAUACGUACUUUCAUGCGAUUGAUUGAACAAGAUUGUGAUCAAUUAGUGGACAAACCACCUUAUAUGUCCUAUAAGAACCGUGAGUUCCUCUCUGGCUUCAUCAGCCUGUACCGUGAGGAGAAGUGUCUGUGGCUGACGUCCUCACCGGACUACAGCAAUAAGCAGAAGAGGGAGGCUGCUUACACACGGAUGGUGGACUACUCCAAGCUCACCUUCUCUGCUGCCUCGGUGGCCUGGGUCUGUAAGAAGAUCGCCAAUCUACGGACAGUCUUUGUGAAGGAAAAUCGCAAAGUGGAGGAGUCCAAGAGGUCAGGGGCCGGCGCAGACAACGUGUAUGUGCCGCAGUUGUGGUACUUUAAGGAUCUCAACUUCCUCCUCGAGAAAAGGUCUGCUAAGGAGUCCAUGGUGGUGAUGGCCGAGUUCGAGGAGGGAAGUCUGGACGUGGAUGAGGCCGAAGGGACACCUGAAGAAGACCUCAGCCGGACCCCUGCCCUCAUCAACAUCUCCCCUGAGGAAGCUACCUCUCCGCCGCGACCUACUGGGAAGAGGAAGCCGCGGAAAACAAAAUUUGUAGAGGACCCUCUCCUAGCGGAGGCACGUUCCCAACUGCUGCGUAAACCUGACGAGUUUGAUGACUUUGCUGCGUAUGUCAGCAAAACAAUGCGGAAGGUUUCUGCGCAGCAGCAGGUCGAGUGCCAGCGCCUGGCGUCGCAGGUGUUGUAUGAAACACUAUCAGGGCAUCUGACACUGGAGUGGAGAGUCCACGGCCCUGAACCUAAAGCACCUGCUACUCAAUUCCCAUUGUCAUUUUGUUCACCACCACCCACCUACCCUACAUCUACUACUCCCCAUCCAAGCUAUCAUUCCGGGUAUCCGCAACCACAGGCCCAAUCCAACUACCCUUCCUCCACUUUCCAUCCUCCUCAAACCCCUCCUCAGCAAAUCAUCCACCCUUCCCGUUUUCGCCAACCCCAUCCACGCACCCUUCCCCCACUUUCCAAUCUCCUCCUCAAACCUGCUACCCUUCCCAAGCCAGCCACACAUCCACCGUCUCCUCUGCAAUUAUGACCUCCUUGAUGUCACAGGGGGGACAAGUGGACGAGGAGGAGGAGACAAGUCUCUUUCAAAUGUAGGGUGAUUCUCAAUUACUGGUGUCCUUGUUAUACAUACCAACAGAUGUGGUGCAGUCUGAUACUACGGUGAGUGUCAACGCUUUCAGGCGGACAAUGCACACAUGCUGCUAGGGACUGGUUGAUGGUGCCGGGGACCCAGCUUCCUGCCCCUAGCUGCAUGUGUGCAUUGAGCCCCUGGCUGCGGUGCCACUCAACUCCGCAGUAUCAGAAUGCACCACAUCUGUUGGUAUAUAUAACAUUCCUGCUGCCCUGGUAUAUACGGUGAUAGAUCUGUUGCACUAUGAUAGACUGCGUUUUAGUGGCGCCGCUUUCAGGUGGACAAUGAACACAUGCAGCUUGGAUCCGGUUGAUGGUGCCGGGGAGCCUGAAGACGGUCCUACCUGCAUGUGCGCAUUAUGCCCCUGAAAGCGCUGCCACUCUAAAAACAAUGUAUAUCAUAUGCACAGUAUAUUAUACAGCACUUAUAUAUUGCA
Messenger RNA from Pseudophryne corroboree (corroboree frog), 1678 nucleotides. RefSeq lists its product as uncharacterized. Bases 1 to 1140 code for a protein of 379 amino acids. The record is from RefSeq and is a predicted model, not a curated record. Lineage: Eukaryota; Metazoa; Chordata; Amphibia; Anura; Myobatrachidae. The transcript is spliced from 3 exons.